GCUUCAGAUAUGAUUAUCGGGAAUUUCCGAUAAUGUAACGAAAAUAGUCCGGAAGUUUACGAGAGUGCGAUCCACGUUUCUUCGACUGAUCACGUGCCAAGCAGAGUAUGUGUUUUGCUGAGCUUCGAAAAUAAAGUUCUAAAAUUGGUGUUGUUGUUUGUAUUUAUCCAGUUUUAACGGGUUUCCACUCCUUUUGCAAUGUGGAAAGCUUGUGAACGACUGAGGAACUGUGGACAUGAAUUAGGGGUAUUUUAAACCCAGUUUUACUUGUGGAAAAGCCCCAAAAGAGUGCAAUUUUUGGACAUGUCUCUGACACCGGAAAGUCAAGCCAGCAAAAGCCGUUUGCAACUCGAAGAGUACCGUGGAAAGUUUCCUGAAAUUCCGGAACAGGAUUUGCUUCAAAUCGUCCAGAAGGUAAGACAUUUUGCAGUUCAAAAGCGUCAAAUAAUUUCCUAUUAAUCUUGCCUCGGAUUAGAUAUGUUUUCGCCAUUCAAAAAGCACUGUUAUUGCGGACAAAUAAAUACGAGUAAUAAUAUGUUUGUUUGUUUAUACAUUUUGAGUUUCGAGGCCAGUGGAGUGCUAGUUUUUGGUGAAAUUUCAGACGAAAUUUGAAAUAUAUGUUCGAUGGAAUGUAUUGAAGAUCUUCCAAAGGGGGUUUACCAAACUUCCCUUGGAAAUGACGAAACUAGACUCUUGAAGACAAUUUGCUGUCAAAUUUCGAAGUGCUUGCUGUGAUAUAGCUAGUUUAUGAAAUAUGAAGUGCUUAUUGAUUCAGCGUUUAUUCUGUCAAUGAUGAGAUAAUUUGUAUCUUUGUAAAUCCUUUAUCACGUUAAAGUAUGUAAUGAUGAUUUAAUGAUAACAGAAAUCAGUUUGUAUGUUAUAUCAAAAGUGAUGAAAUGUGAUAUGGCAUAAAUAUUGAAAUAUUUUAGAAAUUUGUAAACAACCAUUUUAAAUAUUUUCCCUUAAAGUGGCGGCACUCUCCACUUGACGAGUAAAAUUGUCUGGUGUUAGACAGAGUAAAAUACUAAAGUAGGGUGCAUCAGCGUUAAUUGCCACUUAAUGCGCGAAUCAAAUCGAAACCUUGACAUCCCCCCCCGGGCAUACCCCCGGGAAUUUGGAUUUUGACGUUUUGGUCAGGUCAAAUUCCCUACAUAUAUUUGUAAUUCCCGUUCAAAUACACCACGUAUUGGGAAAAAUUGGAGUUCAAAUGCCCCACCCCAUGUACGAAUUGGAAGCUACAGCAUUUUGCAAUUUUGGAAUUUCAAAGUUUUUCUUUCCUUCAAAAACUCUCUUCAAUCGUUCAAAGCCGUUUUCUUGUAGCCAACCAAGGACAAAGUUAAUUCCUUUGCACUUGAAGACCUUGAACUCAUCCAUUUAUAAUUAUUGACGCCAUUUUGGAUUCUGCACACGUGUUUAAAAGAAAAAUUCAAAUUCCCGACCCCCUUCAAAUUCCCCACCUUCCACUAGAAAAAAAAGGUCAAAUUCCCGCCUUCUUAAAAUACUAAACAAGCAAAUUCCCCAGGUAUGCCCGGGGGGGGAUGUCAAGGUUUCGAUUUGAUUCGCGCAUAAGGGGUUAAUUAUCAUGCACAUUACAUGUAACUUGCUAUAGGCGAGUGGUCUGUUUCAAGGACGAAACAAAGAAAUGAUAGUUGAUAUGGCGAUUUGUCUUGUGCAGUAAAGGUGUUUGUAAAGUUGCUGACAAAGUCUGACAAAGCUUUGUGCAUUCUAAAGGAUGUUGUUAUUUUUUCCAGUAUGCUUCUGAUCCAGAGUCUUGUCAAAAAAUACUUGAACAAGAGAGCAAGAAAUGUCUGUAUGGGAGUUCACCCACGCCAGAUCCCCCCAGCCCACUCAAGGUUCGGAGUAGAACUGAUGGUGUAUCUCCGUUUGAUCUUCCUCGCUCCAACUCUACAGGCAGUGCAGGCUCCAGUCAUUCCAGCGGUCGGUCCACGCCAGUGAAUGUGAUACCCACUCCAUAUGUUGUCCCACCUAGAUACCCAGUGGCUACCACAGCUGGGCAGGUUGUCACACCUGUUCACACAGGCGGGUUACCGCCAGGGACUGUAUGUAUCAAUGGUAACUAUUACCAACUAGUACCGAGCACUGGUCAUGUACCUGGUAUGCCAACAAACAACCCCCAAAAUACUUCACCAUCCGCCUCUGUAGCCAACCAUACCUCGCCAAACACUGGUUACCCCAUUUACAGCACCAAUGGUUACUUCACAACAGAUAGUGGUAGAAACACGCCAAAGAAUCCACCAAUAUCGACAGUUGCCCCUCAAGGCGUGGGACCUGGUAUGUCAAUUCCCACUGGGUAUUUUUCCCCUGCCAGCCAGACGCAAGGGUACUCGACGUCUUAUCCUGUCGCUGGUCUAUUUGACCCGAGAUACCACACGUUACCAGGUAUCACGUUUUAUAUAUUUAGAAUGAAUUUAUAAUGAUUACCGUCAUACAAUAGUUCCUAAAAUAUCAUUCUUACUCCUGCGUUUGAUCUAGGAAACAUUCCAUUACCAAUGAUUUCUACUCCAAACAUGCCAACAAGCUCUAACGUCAGACCUCUGUGUUCAACCAGUCCUGCUAACCGACAGGAGGCCGCUACGUUGAUGACUGAUGAACGCAGACAUUUGAAUAUCUCUCCAAAUCGAAUGGGUGUACACUCCGGACAAUUUGACACCAGGUUUCAAACGAAUCCAGCGGGAAAUUCCAGCCGGCAAAAUUUAGAACCCUUGUAUAUAUCUACUAGUCCUGGCAUGAAUAGCCCUGAAAUUUUACGAAGGUUGAAUAGGUCGGGUGGAAGCCCUGAGGAACUGCAGAAAGCGUUAGGAGCUCUGGGAGUAGUGAAUAGACAACCUGUCGCAAAUGAUGAUUAUCUACGAGGUUUGUUAUACAGUGUUUCAAAGUUUUAACUUGUAAGAGUUGAUUGUGUGUGAGAUUAAUUGUACCAGUGCAAUGCAUCACAACCUGUGUGCAGUUGUGGAGACAAGGGUCUGUGCACUCGCUAACAAAUUGUGUCAAAUAUCAUGGGCUAUUUACAUCUUGUACUGAUGCAGUAAUGACUUUCUCACUCUUUUGUUUUAGCUUGUUUUUCUCAUCAACAGAAAAGAUUUCAGAAACUUCAAAAGGUAAAAUUUUCUUUUCUAGCGAUCUCCGUUCUUCCUCAAAUUAAGCGACACAAAACAAGUACAAACAACUAAGAAUUGGUUUAUUUUUACAGGAGUAUUCAAUUGAAAAAGAAAGAUUAGAUAUUGUUAUCAAGGAUAUUACUGAGCGAGAUGGAGCACUUUAUGAUAUGAAAUAUAUUGUAGAACCUAAUCCAACGGUAAAAGAUGAUUUGGGUGUUUAGACCUGAUAGAACUAUCCAUAAUAUAAAUAAAAUUAGUUUAGUUUAGGUUUAAUUCCUCCUGUAGUAACACUGGAUCAAUAAGACAUUAUCCUUACUGGACCUCCAGGAACAACAGUUUAGAACAGAGAGAGUUAUAUAAAUCAAACCUUUAAUAAACAGUUUAGAACUGAUCAAUAUUUUGUUUGUUUUCCCAGGAUGAGCAAUUGGCAAGACUUUCAGAAGAGAAUGAAAAGUUAAAGCGAACGAUAGAUGAAAUAUCAAAGAAUAUUGACAGACUGGAAAAUGGACAAGGUACAUAUUUUGUUUUUAAUAAAGUGGUUAGUGAAUUGUUGUGCUAUCCUUUGAUUUAGGGUUCCACAUUUAUUUGGCAGGAGGGAUGCAAACGUGUUAUGUGGUACAACCUUGGUGAUUAAAUAUUGUUGAUUAAUUUAAAACUUGUUACAACUUGAUAAAAAGUAAUUUGAAAAUGGUUUCAUUGACUUUCCAUGGACGAAACACUGAAACAUAUGAGCAAAAUAACACUUGAAUCUGUAAAUAAUCUGGAUUCCAUUUUCAUCUAGCCUGAGUGUCAGACGAAUAUAAUUCGUUAUUUAUAAUAUUCGUUUUCAUCAGUCAGUUGUACCUUUUGCACACCUUUGCUGCUUAAAUGUGGGCCAUUUCUCUCUUCGUACAACAUUAUAGCCUCAUGCAAAAUCUCUGAAAGAUUUGAAAAGCCAAGAAUUACGUCUUGUAUGAUGAUUUAAUUUUAAAUUUCCAGCAUUUCUGCCGCCAGCUGAUCCCCGUAUACAUGAUACUCAACGACUGCCCUCUAGUCCGAGACAUGGCAGGGGUAAGUUGUAUUGACUGCAAUUUGCAGCAUCUGCAUAUCCACAGAUACCAAUAUUUUUAUGCCAAUUAAACUGUUUCUGGACUGGAUGCAACAAAAUGUCAAAUACUAGCAUAUGUGUUGCUGUAAUCAUUUGCCAAAGCUUGUUUUUGCCAAACCUAUGUCAAUUGUUUGUUGAAAAUUUGUGAGCGUCUGUAUAAAAAAAAUGCACAAUGUUUCAUAGGGAAAUGCCAAGUGGAAUAUUUUGAAUCCUGGCAUUUCUGUUGGAUGCUGAAAAAUGUUUUAAAUUUCAGACUGUGCCCUGCAUAUACCCAUCUGUACUUAACAGUUAGACGACCGGUUUUAACCAGAACAGCCCGUCUUUAGUAGUAACGAUGCAAUUCAUAUAUUUUUACAGAAACAAUUGACAGAUCAAAUAGUGUGCCCUGCCUACGCCCCGAGAAAGGUAAAUUAUUCCAGCACUACUGUAGCAAUUUAAUUGCUCUAAUUUUGGCUCGAGUUUGUAGUGUAUAUCCGAUACAACACAGCUGCUUACGUUGUAAAUGGUGCAUAACUACCCUCUCAAAAUAGAGAUUUUAUUAUAUUUUUAUAAUUUUUGAUUGUGGCACAAUCUGUAAAUCACUAAAUAGCAAGAUCUCGCCUAAGAAGGUUCUUUAUGUACAGAUCAUGAGAAGAGCAUUAUCACAAUGUGUAUAUUACUAAAUGUUAGAUUUUCCUGAUGUAGGUCGAGUUCCCCCGCCACCAUUGUCGCGUCCUUUGUCAGAACAUGAUAUUCAAGAUCAUCUGCUACACGUCAACAAAGAUAACGUCCAUUGUAAGUAUAUAUAAUAAUUUCACUUUGAUCUUACUAUCAUUUUCCCAAGGGGAAGUGCAUGGCUUUUCAGGGGAGGUGCAGAAUAUCUCUGGGAAGAUGCAAAACAACUUGCGCACCUUGCCUCCAAAUCCGACCAUGUUUUCAAAUAAAAUUUCAAUGUCACAAGCAUACUGCCUCCUAAAGACUAUAACUGAGCUACAUAUAUAUUGCAUAAAUAACUGAGAUUUGCAGCUACAAAAGGUGGUUCAAUUAUUAAAGUCUGUAAUCUUGAAUAUUGUAGAUCAAAUCAAACCAUCCCAUGAUACAACUCUGCCAGGUUGGGAUUUUAUUAAUCCUACCAAUCCUGAUCCAAUACCUCCUGCGAAUUAUGAUGACGACGGUAUGUAUAGCAAGAUUCAUGUUUUGACACUACUGUCUUAGUGUCUAGUGUUUACAUACAAAGGCAAAAUUAUCUUGUGAUAAAAACACUUUAGAAUUAUUAAAGCUAUCCAGAAUAAAUAGAAUUUGCUAAAUAAUAUGUAAAAAUGUUUUGUUUAGAGACGCAAUGGAGUUGUUCCAGAUGUACGUUUCUCAACCAUGAAAGUUUAACAGUUUGUGAAAUAUGCAGCAGUAGUCGUCACCAAUAAUAUUUUUACUCUGGGGAAUUUUGUGCCAACUUUGCAUUUGGUAUUGUAUAUAAGAUUUUAAUAAGUUCUGCGUAUGUUGCAUCACAAGGAAAUAAUUGUUUUGUACCAGGAUUAGUUAUUAUUGCAUGCUUUUGAUCCGUACAUGUAUUUUCAUCACAGCUAAUAAUGGUCAUAUGCCAGAAACAGUCUGGACAAACUUGGGCAAAGAGAAGGUAGUUGGUCUGAUAUUAAACAUGGCUAAUUUCUGUUUCUAGUAUAAAGCCUGGUGGUGUACGUCUAUCAAAGUGAUCACAAUUCUGCAUAGAUAAAGUUUUGAAGAAUUUGUAAAAAAUGUUUGCAGAAACUGACGGCAAAUCAGUCCCCUCAAAUAUUUCAUACAAAUCCUUCAGAACUUAGAGUUUACCUGUGCAAAAUUUCUACUGUGAUCAUGGAAACUUUGAUAGUGUAAAAACCAGACUUAAAUCUGGCCAUUACCAGAACUGCUGAAGGUCCAAGCUUACAGAUCAAAAGAUUUGCUAAAUAAAUUAACAUUUCCCACCAAACAAAUUUUGAAUCGCUUCAAUUAGCGCUGUUCAUCAGUGACACACUACCAAAACAAUCAUAUAUGCAAGCCCUAGGUAAUAUUUUCUUUCAAUGUUUCCAUGGCAACAUAUGUAUGUUUUGGUUUUUCGAAAAUACUAUGGUGUUUUUCAGGAAUCAAAACAUAUGUAUAAGCCCUAAGGUAUUUGUACAUUUUUGGAAAGUUUCAAAGCCUUUGAUAAUUUUUCAACAAGAGGAACUGUAUGUAGAUAGUCGUUUCAACAAAUUUACCAAGGGAACAUGCCAGAAUGUAAUUUGUCUUGAAUUAACUGAGUUGAAAAAUAGACCUGUUUGAAGCUACUGACGUAUUUGAAAUUGCCCACAAAUUUUGCUGUAUUAUGAGAUAAGUGGGCAUCUUGUCAAUUAAGUGUCGAUGAGCAAUCCAGGCAAAAUCAUUUAUAUUCUGGCAUGUUCCCUUGGAAUACAAGAUAUUUUAAAUAGUAUUGUAUAUUUUUUACAUAUAAAUGGCAAUAUUGAUAGGAUAUUGAGAAAAAAUUGAAAAAUAAUUAUUUAACUUUGUCUAAGUAUGUGACAUGAGUGAUUCGCUGUACAAAUUAUAUCGAAUGAAAUUUUGGAAAAAAUAAAAAUAAUGGGUCUGUGGUAGUGUAGAGCCAGUGGCAAUAACAAGGAAGCUUUGGGAUGCAACUUUCAAGCGAUGGCCCUUCGUCAGGAGUUACCAGCUAACUGUCAAUCCCAAGCUUUCUCAAAAUUAAAACAAACUUCAUACAUUCAUCACAUGAAUUCCUUCAAAGCUUUAUUUAAUAGUUGUCUUCAAAUUCAAAAGUUGAAGGAUCCAUUUCGACAAUGCUCUCAGACCAUUGGGCAAUAUCAGUGCAUAUUUCCCCACUAUUUUCAGCACAUUUCACAGACUCUGCACUAUCUUGCUGUAGUAAUGGUUUUCCACCUGGGAUGCCAUUCACAUACUGAGCAAGAUCUUGCAUUCUGGUGCCUUGGUUUGAAUAACACGAAGUGUUAGUUUGAUUAUAGAGUUGAAGACGAUGUAACCAUUCAGUCCAGUAAUAUUCACAAGUGUCUGGUGGCAGCCAUAUUGUGUCAGCCGGGGAUCCGUCUUGGUAAACUAGAACCAGCAACCCAUGGUUUAUCU
This is a messenger RNA of Paramuricea clavata, 7290 nucleotides long. The record is from the annotation of a GenBank genome assembly. NCBI's taxonomy places the organism in Eukaryota, Metazoa, Cnidaria, Anthozoa, Malacalcyonacea, Plexauridae.